AUGGAGCCCGAAAGGCCCAGAUCUGGGCCGGGCGGGCGCCGCCAGCCCGCGCCGCCGCGCUGCCCCGCCGCCAACGGCGCGCCUCCGCCUAUAGCUCGCCCCCGCCUGCGACAGGACACCCCGCCACCGCCCGAGGCGGGCGCCGGCGACGGCAGUAGGGAGGAGGAGGAGAGAGGGGGACGCGCGCGGGGAAGGAGGGGAGGCGCGGCCGGCGGCGCGUGUCUCUAUCGCUAUCCUAUUUUCCAAGUGAUAUGCCCAGGGCCUGCUGUCCGUGUAGGCAAGGACGUGGCAAUGCUAGAUGGUAUUGUCUUUGACGACAUGGCAACGAUGGAUUUUUGCCAGCUAGUAGUGGAUGAGUUAAAGCGUGCUGCUAUCAUAUGGCAAGAUCCAAAUAUCAUUCAAGCAGGGAAAGUGAAUGAGUUAGCUGCUGAGGUUUCCACGACUUCUGAUCGCCUGGGCUAUAUUGCUAGCAUUUUUCCUGAAGGUCAUGGACCAAGUGAACAAGCAAUGAAGGAGGCUACGGAGUGUGAUGUUGCUAACAUUGAUAGUCUGCAGAGCGCGACAUCAUAUAUUCAUACUGCUUUCAACGAGUUGAAUAGGGAACACGAUGCCAUAUGUAAAGGUUUUGAAAAUGAUGCUCGUAUUAUUGUGAGUCAGAUUAGCAAGCAGAAGGAUGAUGUGUCUCAGCCUGUUCACGGUGAAGAUGCUAUCGGGCAGCCAGGCGAGGAGGGUAGUGUUAACGCACCGGAUGGUGAAGAAGAUGAGAAGCCAGAGCCCACUGCCGAAUCUCCACCGCAUGGUUAUAGUGACGGCGAUGUCAUGGAUGAUGAUCGUUUGGGCGGUGAUUCUGAUGAGGGUUGUGAGGGUGUUGAUGACAGUGUUGACCUUAUGGAGAUAAUUUCCGCACCAGUUCAGCCCCCAGCCCUAGGUGAAUGCGGCAAAUCUGAUGAGCCAGAGCUUGUGCAGCAAGUCUUUGCGUUGACCUUUCCAAAGGCAAGCAAGCCGACUUUGAUUGUCAUGAGGUUGUGUCAGUUACGCUUGAUGGUGGUGCAGCAGGGAAUGAUCAUGCUUCAUAUGAUUCAAGUCGUUUUGUCGUUGACAAAGUUGAAUGUAGUUCAGCAUUGCCUGAAGCUAGACAGAUGCCCGGAGGGGCUUGCGCGAGUGUUUUUGUCAUGGAUGGCGGUGUUGACGCUGCUGGUCUAA
Triticum turgidum subsp. durum (durum wheat) is the source of this 1203-nucleotide messenger RNA. Lineage: Eukaryota; Viridiplantae; Streptophyta; Magnoliopsida; Poales; Poaceae. The record is from the annotation of a GenBank genome assembly.